AAGCGAGAUAACAUCAGACUGAGCUGAUCGGGAAAGGGGACAGGGUCGUUGCCAUGGUGCUGAAGGAGCUUCCUGGUAAAAAGUCAACCUCAGAAGGAAACGCCCUCCUCACCGUGACAACCAAGAUGGUCCGGGAGCAGCAGGAGAGUCGACCUCUGCUGAGUCCCUCAAUCGAUGACUUCCUGUCGGAGAGCCGCAGCGAUGCUUCCUCCUCCAGCCGCCCCCUAACCUCCAACACAGCAGUCCUGUCCACGGCUCUGGACCUGGUGGACCUCAGCGAGCCCGGCGGUUGCCGCGGGAACACCGAGCACCUGAGCGAGCCGGGCGGUUGCCGCGGUAACACCAAGCAGAGGAGGAGUCCCGUGAGGAGAAAGGGCGACUCGCUGAGUCCCCGACGCCAGACCAGACCGGAGGAGACGGAGCUGAUCCAGGUGGAGGCGCAAAGUCCCAUCUCUCUCGACUCAGUCAGUCUGCCGUCUCCUCGGGACAGAUGGGACGAGGUGAACCUGGACGUGGAGGACGCCGCGGGAGGCAGGACGAGAGACGAGAAGCGCUGCACCUCCCACCACUCCUCCAGCGAACUGCUCUGGUCUGCGGAGUUUAAAACUGAUCCUCUAACGAAGAACUCCUUCGACAUCCACAGCUUCGAUGAUCUCGACUUCAUACCUGCAUCACAGGACUGUGUGGCAUCCAGACAGCGCAGACGAACGCGUUCCCUUCUGGCGAGCAAAGAGUCUCUGGAGGACGAGUUUGUCAGAGCGAAGGCUGCUGUGGAGUCGGACACAGAGUUCUGGGAUAAGAUGCAGGCCGAGUGGGAGGAGCUGGCUCGGAGGAACUGGCUGGAGGACUCUGAGGGCCAGGGUCCGAUCCCGCCCGUGGCCUCGCCUGCAGAGAAGGGCUACUUCUUCAACGCCAACAACCCGUACCGGGACGCGCCCAGCGCCUUCGCCGAGGGCCAGGAGAAGGCUCGGGGGGGAGACCUGAACGCUGCCGUGCUGCUGCUGGAGGCUGCCAUCCUGCAGGACCCACAGGACUCUGAGGCCUGGCAGGUUUUAGGAACGACUCAAGCUGAGAACGAGAACGAGCAGGCCGCCAUCGUGUCGCUGCAGAGGUGUCUGGAGCUCCGCCCCAACAACCUUGUGGCUCUCAUGGCGCUCGCCGUCAGCUUCACAAACAGCGGCAUGCAGCGGGAGGCGUGCGAGGCCCUGAGCCGCUGGAUCAGCCACAACCCCCGCUACAAACACCUGGUUCUGGACCACAGCAGCCCGCUACAGGGUUCCCCAGCCACACCACGCAGGGGCCCCCACAGCAACACCUCUAGCUCUGAGCUGCAGGAUGUGCUGUUUCUCUUCCAGGAAGCAGCUCUGUUGAAUCUGGACUGUGUGGAUCCAGACCUGCAGACCGGACUCGGAGUCCUCUUCAACCUCGGCUCGGACUUCAACAAAGCUGUGGAGGCGUUCAGCGCAGCGCUGUCCAUCAGACCACAGGACUACCUGCUGUGGAACCGUCUGGGCGCCACGCUGGCGAACGGAGACCGCAGUGAGGAGGCGGUGGAGGCGUACGGCAGAGCUCUGGAGCUGCAGCCCGGAUUCAUCCGGUCCAGAUACAACCUGGGGAUCAGCUGCAUCAACCUGGGGGCUCACAGGGAGGCGGUCAGUAACUUCCUGACGGCUCUGAGCCAGCAGCGGCGGAGCCAGCGCUGCAGCCAUCACCAGAUGUCGGCCAACAUCUGGGCCGCCCUGCGCAUCGCCGUCUCCAUGCUGGACCGGCCCGAGCUGGUCCAGGCCGCCAGCGCCGGAGACCUGGACCUGCUGAUGCGGGCGUUCGACGUGGCCGACGUCUGACGGAGCGGAGGCGUCUCCCGGGGAACGGUGGAGACCGGGCUGGAUGAGGACAGUUUGGGUCGAAACCAAAGAGAUGGCCACCGGGGGUGUAGUGCUGUUUGUCGUUGACCGGAGAGCUUCGUAGAGUCGUGGCUCCAUUGGAAGGUUACGUUACCACUGGUUCUACACAUGAGUGCACUGGUUCUACAAGCUGUUUUCAAUAAUGUCCCCCUUUGAACAGUGUUUUUAAGCCAUGUACCCCCUAACCAGUCUCUAGAGAGAGGAAGAAUACAGCGCUGUCAGCCAUAGAGUUACUAAACAACAGCCUUGGACCUGGAACACAUUUAGAUGAUGAUGGAGAAAGGAGACAAAAACCUGGAAAAACACAGAAGAAAAAAGGAAGGCAACACUAGGGCGACAAAAGUGGGGGCGUACCCCCUACAGUCCUCCAGAGGACCCCUAGGGGGACACAUACCCCCUGCAGUCCUCUAGAGUACCACUAGGGGGACA
Molecule: messenger RNA, 2333 nt
Organism: Perca flavescens (yellow perch)
Lineage: Eukaryota; Metazoa; Chordata; Actinopteri; Perciformes; Percidae
Gene: pex5lb
Product: peroxisomal biogenesis factor 5-like b
Exons: 14
Coding region: 54-1844 (596 amino acids)
Biological process (GO): protein import into peroxisome matrix, docking
Cellular component (GO): cytosol; peroxisomal membrane
Molecular function (GO): protein binding
Source: RefSeq, a predicted model, not a curated record